Messenger RNA from Impatiens glandulifera, 660 nucleotides. RefSeq lists its product as uncharacterized. The transcript is spliced from 5 exons. The coding region runs from base 1 to 660 and encodes 219 amino acids. The record is from RefSeq and is a predicted model, not a curated record. Lineage: Eukaryota; Viridiplantae; Streptophyta; Magnoliopsida; Ericales; Balsaminaceae.
AUGGGGAAACAUAGCCGAAAAAUUGAAUUUGUUGAAGGAUCUAACAACCAAGAUCCUAUCGUAAUAGUUGUGACCGGCUUACUUGUCAAGUUAUACCAAGGUCAUCAUGUCCUUUCUUCAACAACGGCCACACAAGUUUUUCAAAAUCUAAUGAUUCCAGAGGUGGUGACUAUGCGAGAAAGAUUUGUUGUCCAUCCAUCUCAAGUAUGUUUGUUGGAUGAUACUGUUGAAAGUUCGAUGUCUUUACAAGAUGAGAUGAUGAAAGAUCGACACACAAUUGAGGAAUUAUACAACCUAUUGUCAAAUGAGGAAAGCAAGCGACAAUCAAUAAUGUAUGCAACUACAAUGGUUGGUUUUACUACUCUUGUGAUGAUUGUUGCAGAAAAAUAUAAAUUAGAGAUUGAGGUUGGUGACGAGUCAGGAGCUGCACUAUUUGUGCUUUUUGAUAGAGUUGUAAAUAAGUUAGUUAAUCUAACUGUUUCAGAUUUGUUACAAUUACAUCCGAGUUGUGACAAAGAUUUACCAUUACCGUUAUCAUCAAUGUCAUCGCGAAAACUUGUGUUCCAAGUUAAAAUUACUGAUUACAACCUCAAGAAAAAAUCACACAAUUUUACAAUUAUAAAAGUGUUUGAUCCAAGUCAAUCACUCAUUACUCAAUAG